Messenger RNA from Rhagoletis pomonella (apple maggot), 782 nucleotides. RefSeq lists its product as uncharacterized. The transcript has 2 exons. The record is from RefSeq and is a predicted model, not a curated record. The coding region runs from base 63 to 665 and encodes 200 amino acids. Lineage: Eukaryota; Metazoa; Arthropoda; Insecta; Diptera; Tephritidae.
GAAAGAGUUUCAGUUUUGAUUGACUUUACUUAUCGGUCAGACGUAGUAUAGCGCAUGAAUUAAUGUUAUGGAAAUAUUUAAAAACGACAGCAGUGAGAAACGCAACACGCGAAGCUAGAAACCAAUUCUCAACCAGUACCUGUUUGCGACUAAAGAGUUUAUAUAGCCAUAAAGGAACUUACAGAAGUAUGCAGUUAGCUGCCGUCAAAAAAAUAUGCGACAUAGCUGCAGAAAAAAGCAGUAGUUUGGUAACAAGCUGGCCUUUUGGAUUUACCGGUUUCUUGACAGCAACAAAUAAGCGGACAAAUAAACAACCUGAUAUCUUAAUAGUAAGCGGGCAGACGGUGAGAUUGAAAAAUGUGGGUAGUAUUUUACAACAACAAAAUUCAGAACACCGGAGGCACAUGCACACCCUUUGCACAAUACACUUGACUGCAGUCGGCAUAACAACAAACAACGCCUGCCGGCAGCCAGUCCUGCAUGCUCAACGAAACUCUCCCACAACUGCUGAAGGUUAUUCGUUUUUGUAUAGUAAACUCUCAACAUUAAAGCGCCAACGGCUCAAGCGGCGACAGCUGAAGGCGUCAACUGCAGCAGGGACUGCGUCUGUGACUGAAUUGGUGAAUGAGGAGGAAAAUCAACCACCGGCUGCGUCUCAAUCAUGAGUCAUUCAGGUGUUCCUGCUGUAGGUAGCAGCACAAACAGCUCAUGCCAAUGUACAUAUGUACAUAUAUAGGAGUGCUUAUACAUACAUAUAUGUGCAUUAGGGUGGUCCAAAAAUA